Molecule: messenger RNA, 640 nt
Organism: Eremomyces bilateralis CBS 781.70
Lineage: Eukaryota; Fungi; Ascomycota; Dothideomycetes; Eremomycetales; Eremomycetaceae
Product: HIT-like protein
Exons: 3
Coding region: 124-531 (135 amino acids)
Biological process (GO): nucleotide metabolic process
Molecular function (GO): catalytic activity
Source: RefSeq, a predicted model, not a curated record
UCGGGAUAUCCCAAUUCCCAUCUCAUCACCCACCGUUGACCUCACUUCUCCGCAAUUAACCUCCGAUUCUUUGCCAAGAUCAUAGAAAUCAAGAUCGUAGAAAUCACAAUCAUAUAAACCAACAUGUCUUCGGUAGCGUGUAUCUUCUGCAGGAUUAUCAAAGGCGAGAUCCCAAGCAUCAAGCUCUUCGAGAGCGAGAAGACGCUCGCCUUCCUCGAUAUCAACCCUCUCAGCAAGGGCCAUUCCCUCAUUAUCCCCAAAUACCACGGCAAGCACAUCACCGAUAUCCCCGACGACCACCUCCUCGAGGUCCUCUCCGUCACCAAACGCAUUGCCCGCGCCGUCGGCGCCGAGAACUUCAACGUGCUGCAGAACAACGGCCGGAUCGCGCAUCAGAUGGUCGAUCAUGUGCAUUUCCACAUGAUCCCGAAGCCGAACGAGGAGGAGGGGUUGGGAAUCGGGUGGCCAAUGCAGGAGCCGGGGACGGAAAAGCUGAAGGCAUUGGGGGAGGAGAUUAAGGCGAAGAUGUGAGGAGCAUGCGAUAGGUGGGACAUGGGGUGGUGGGACAUUGCAUGGCAUGAUGUAUAUGAUGCUACGUUUGAUAUAUAAUAACAGAGCUAUCUCCAGCUCCAUAAAGAUG